Messenger RNA from Penicillium roqueforti, 360 nucleotides. RefSeq names its product 40S ribosomal protein eS26. Gene Ontology annotation, molecular function: structural constituent of ribosome; mRNA binding. NCBI's taxonomy places the organism in Eukaryota, Fungi, Ascomycota, Eurotiomycetes, Eurotiales, Aspergillaceae. Gene Ontology annotation, biological process: translation. The record is from RefSeq and is a predicted model, not a curated record. The transcript is spliced from 4 exons. Gene Ontology annotation, cellular component: ribosome; cytosolic small ribosomal subunit. The coding region runs from base 1 to 360 and encodes 119 amino acids.
AUGGUCAAGAAGAGGGCGAACAACGGCCGCAACAAGAAUGGCCGCGGCCACGUUAAGCCUGUGCGUUGCUCCAACUGCGCUCGCUGCACCCCCAAGGACAAGGCCAUCAAGCGCUUCACCAUCCGCAACAUGGUUGAGUCUGCUGCCAUUCGUGAUAUCUCCGAGGCUUCCGUCUUCGCCGAGUACGCUGUCCCCAAGAUGUACUUGAAGCUCCAGUACUGUGUGUCCUGCGCCAUUCACGGCAAGAUUGUCCGUGUUCGCUCCCGCGAAGGCCGCCGCAACCGUGCUCCCCCUCCCCGUAUUCGCUUCAACAAGGACGGCAAGAAGCUCCAGCCCCCUACUGCCGCCAAGGCUUUGUAA